AUGUUUGACGGGCUCAGCCGCUCGCUGGAGAAGGCCUGGGACACUGUGCGCAAGGACGGCAAGCUGAGCGCGGACAACAUCAAGGAGCCGAUGCGGGAGAUCAGGCGGGUGGUGCACCCUGCGGUGGCGCCCUGUGGCGCCCUGCGCGCGCUGCUGGAGGCGGAUGUGUCGCUGCCCGUGGUGCGCCGGUUUGUGAAGAAGGUGGAGGAUGCGGCGCUGGGGGAGCGGGUGGUCAAGGGCCUGUCGCCAGACCAGAAGCUCACCAAGGUUGUGUACGAGGAGCUCAAGUCGCUGAUGGGCGGAGAGCAGGCGGAGCUGGUGCAGCCCAAGUACGGGCCCUCGGUCAUCCUCAUGGCAGGGCUGCAGGGCACGGGCAAGACCACGGCCGCCGGGAAGCUGGCUCUGUACCUGAAGAAGAAGGGGCUCAAGGUGCUGCUGGUGGCGACGGACGUGUACCGCCCAGCCGCCAUCGACCAGCUGGUCACCCUGGGGGGCAAGAUCGAGGUGCCGGUGUUUGAGCUGGGCACGCAGGUGGCGCCGCCUGAGAUUGCGCGGCAGGGGCUGGAGAAGGCAAAGGCGGAGGAGUACGAUGCUGUGAUUGUGGACACCGCUGGGCGGCUGCAGAUUGACGACAGGCUGAUGGCGGAGCUGCGUGAGACCAAGGAGGUGGUGCAGCCCACCGACACGCUGCUGGUGGUGGAUGCGAUGACGGGGCAGGAGGCGGCGGGCCUGGUCAAGGCCUUCAACGAGGCGGUGGACAUCACGGGCGCCGUCCUCACCAAGAUGGACGGCGACAGCCGGGGAGGCGCCGCGCUGAGCAUCAAGGAGGCGAUUUUGUGUUUCAAUGUUUUUGGCGACGACUGCUCUUCCCCGCCCUGGCGCUGCCUGCAGGUCAGCGGGCGGCCCAUCAAGUUUGUGGGGACGGGGGAGAAGAUGGAGGCACUGGAGCCUUUCUUCCCGGAGCGCAUGGCCUCGCGCAUUCUGGGCAUGGGCGACGUGGUGAGCCUGGUGGAGAAGGCCGAGGGGGCGAUCCAGGCUGAGGAGGCGGCGGAGCUGACCAAGAAGAUGAUGACGGGCAUGAACAAGGUGGAGGACAAGCAGCUGAGCGAGGUGGAGAGGCGGUACGGGCAGUACGAGGCCAUGAUCCAGUCCAUGACCAAGCAGGAGAGGGAGCAGCCGGAGCUGCUGGCCAAGUCGCCCUCGCGCAGGGCUCUUGGGUCAGGCGCCUCGCUGCGUGGCGACUCCUGA
Messenger RNA from Chlorella variabilis, 1248 nucleotides. RefSeq lists its product as hypothetical. The transcript has 12 exons. Gene Ontology annotation, biological process: SRP-dependent cotranslational protein targeting to membrane. The record is from RefSeq and is a predicted model, not a curated record. Gene Ontology annotation, cellular component: signal recognition particle. NCBI's taxonomy places the organism in Eukaryota, Viridiplantae, Chlorophyta, Trebouxiophyceae, Chlorellales, Chlorellaceae. Gene Ontology annotation, molecular function: GTPase activity; ATP hydrolysis activity; 7S RNA binding. The coding region runs from base 1 to 1248 and encodes 415 amino acids.